CCUGGGAGGGCCCGGUCUCACUGAGGCUUUCCCAACGCAAGGCCGGCGAAAGCAAUGGAGCCCUGGCGCCCCAGCCCAAGAAACCCAAUGGACUGGAUAGAUCCUAACACCUUCCGGUUCCAAUUUGCAAACCUGCGCUAUGCUUAUGAAUGGAAACUCUGCUAUCUCUGCUUCCAAGUGGACAGAGAAGACUUCUCAUAUGAUGACAGUAACUGGGGAAUUUUUCGGAACAAGGUCCAUCCCCGGGUUCCCUGUCACGCAGAACUCUGCUUCCUCUCUUGGUUCCGUGACCAGUACCCAUCCCGUGAUGAGCAUUACCAUGUCACCUGGUUCUUAUCUUGGAGCCCCUGCCCCACCUGUGCAGAGAAGGUGGUCAGGUUCUUGGAGGAGUACAAGAACUUGAAACUGAGCAUCUUUACCGCCCGCCUCUACUACUUCUGGCACGAAGAUUUCCAGGAGGGGCUUCGCAACCUACGGGACAUAGGGGUCCAGUUGGACAUAAUGCGCUGUGAUGAUUUUGAAUACUGUUGGGACACCUUUGUUGACCACAAUGGGAUGCGCUUCCAGAGAUGGAAUAUGUUAAAAGAUUAUGAUCUCUUGGUCACAGAGCUUGAUGAAAUCCUUAGAACCACGAUGACUCUACUAAAAGCAGAUAUAUUCUACCAUCACUUUGGCAACCAGUCCCGGGUCCCAAAGCCCUUCAAGCGGAGGAAAACCUAUCUGUGCUACCAGCUGAAGCAACUCGAAGGUCCCACAAGUGUCAAAGGCUGCCUUCAAAACAAGGAAAAUUGCCAUGCAGAAAUGUGCUUUAUUAACAAGAUCCAGUCGCUGCAACUGGACCCAUCCCAAAGAUUCGAAAUCACCUGCUAUAUCACAUGGAGCCCCUGCCCCACCUGUGCCCGGAAUCUGGUGGAGUUUGUCAGACACCACACCUACCUCAGCCUGCGGAUCUUUGCCUCCCGCCUAUACUUCCACUGGCGCAGGAAGCAUGUGCUGGGGCUGAGACACUUGCAGUCAGAGGUCCCCGUGGCCGUCAUGGGCCGCCCAGAGUUUGAGGACUGCUGGAGGAAGUUUGUGGACCACCAGGACAGGCCAUUCCAGCCCUGGAACAAUCUGGACCAAAAUACUAUAAAGAUAAAACGUCGGCUCAGGAAGAUCUUGAUGCCCCAGAAUGAUUUAGUGAAUGACUUCAGAAACCUGCAACUUGAAUGACCAUCGACACCCCCCCCCCCCCGCCCUCCCCCCCCCCCC
Hyaena hyaena (striped hyena) is the source of this 1251-nucleotide messenger RNA. Its product is annotated as DNA dC->dU-editing enzyme APOBEC-3D-like. Gene Ontology annotation, biological process: defense response to virus; DNA cytosine deamination; cytidine to uridine editing. Gene Ontology annotation, molecular function: cytidine deaminase activity; zinc ion binding; RNA binding. The transcript is spliced from 8 exons. The coding region runs from base 55 to 1212 and encodes 385 amino acids. Gene Ontology annotation, cellular component: nucleus; cytoplasm; P-body. NCBI's taxonomy places the organism in Eukaryota, Metazoa, Chordata, Mammalia, Carnivora, Hyaenidae. The record is from RefSeq and is a predicted model, not a curated record.